GAUGGCGGAUCAUGAGGAGCAGUUAUCCGACGAAGAGAAGGUGCGUAUAGCUGCCAAUUUUAUCAUCCACGCUCCACCUGGAGAGUUCAACGAAGUUUUCAACGAUGUGCGACUGCUUCUCAAUAAUGACAAUCUUCUCAGGGAGGGUGCUGCACACGCAUUUGCACAGUAUAACUUGGAUCAGUUUACCCCUGUGAAAAUCGAUGGAUAUGAAGACCAGGUCUUAAUCACAGAGCACGGUGACCUUGGCAACGGUAGACUCUUGGACCCCAAAAACAAAAUCUCCUUUAAGUUUGACCAUCUGCGCAAGGAGGCGAGCGACCCACGACCUCACGAUACAGAUGGAUCCAUUGAGGGCUGGAGAAGUGUUCUGGAUACUGCCGUGAGAAACUAUGUCAAGGAGCACUACCCUAACGGGGUGUCCACUGUUUAUGGAAAAACCAUUGAUGGGCAGCAAACCAUCAUUGUUUGCAUUGAGUGCCAUCAGUUUCAACCAAAAAACUUCUGGAAUGGACGCUGGAGAUCAGAGUGGAAAUUCGCCAUCACUCCUUCCACCACUCAAGUGGCUGGUAUUAUGAAAAUCCAGGUUCAUUACUACGAGGAUGGUAAUGUUCAACUGGUGAGCCACAAAGAUGUUCACGAGUCCAUGUCCAUUUCCAAUGAAGCACAAACUGCAAAGGAAUUCAUCAAGAUGGUGGAGGCAGCUGAGAAUGACUACCAGAAUGCCAUCUCUGAAAAUUACCAGACCAUGUCCGACACUACCUUCAAAGCCUUACGCCGACAGCUUCCCGUAACGCGCACCAAGAUUGACUGGAACAAGAUCCUCAGCUAUAAGAUAGGGAAAGAGAUGCAAAACGCAUAAAGCCAACAUUGCAUGACUGGAUUGUUGUAUCGUCUUUGUAAAAAUUAGGUCAAUCCAAAAAGCAGAAACAGCAGUUUGGUCUCACAGAACAAUGUAAAACCAUUACAUGUAAGAUGUCUACUUUUAUUAAGACUUUUAUAUAAAAUGUCAUUAAAACAAAAACUCGAUAUAGUAAUAUAAUCAUGUUUGGAUCAUCUUAUGUCCAAGUUGGAAAAGCUGACUGGUGAGAGAGGUGUGUCGUAGGGCUAAGUUGUCGACAAUUUAAAAAAAAAGAAGGAAAAAAAGAAAUUAAAAAUUAAUUAUUCACAUGCAUCAGUAAUCUUGUGACUAGAAGUCCACACUUACCGAGCACAAAAAAAAAGCGUUUUAAUGAAAAUAUACUGUCCCACUCACUGAAUUAUGCAGAAGGGGCAAAAUGUAUUGUAAAUGAUCCCUCAGUUUAAAAAAAAGAAAGAAAGAAAGAAAACAGCAUUCUUGCAUUCUCGAGCUUGUAUGUUUGUAAUAUCUAUUGCAGUCACUCCUGUUGACCACUCAGAAUGCUUUUGUCCCUGCUGUUGAUAUCCUUCAUGACUUGCCAGUCACCUCAACAUUCAUAAUGCUAGCAACUAAAUCCUUCUAUCAAGAUUCCCCAGGGCUUCUUCCACUCGUAGUCCUCGUACAGAAUCUGAACAAGCCUCAUUAACACGAGUCUUUAGUUGCUACCCAACAAACUGAGGUGGUUAGUUGAUAAGAGAAUUACUGUCUCACUCUUUGCAAGGUCUUUUUUUUUAAAUCAAAGCAGACAUAACUGUAUCAUGGCAUAUUGUAAUAUAUACCUGUAUUAAACAUCUUGUCUGAUGGUUUGGUGAUUUCUUUCUUUGAGAAAACUGUAAUUCAGUCACAG
Molecule: messenger RNA, 1745 nt
Organism: Chanos chanos (milkfish)
Lineage: Eukaryota; Metazoa; Chordata; Actinopteri; Gonorynchiformes; Chanidae
Product: F-actin-capping protein subunit alpha-2
Exons: 10
Coding region: 2-862 (286 amino acids)
Biological process (GO): actin cytoskeleton organization; barbed-end actin filament capping
Cellular component (GO): F-actin capping protein complex; cortical cytoskeleton
Molecular function (GO): actin filament binding
Source: RefSeq, a predicted model, not a curated record